Messenger RNA from Punctularia strigosozonata HHB-11173 SS5, 609 nucleotides. RefSeq lists its product as uncharacterized. The annotation marks the transcript as partial. Lineage: Eukaryota; Fungi; Basidiomycota; Agaricomycetes; Corticiales; Punctulariaceae. Gene Ontology annotation, molecular function: methyltransferase activity. The record is from RefSeq and is a predicted model, not a curated record. The transcript has 3 exons.
CAGUUUUGGGGCGACCGCAUGCCAGAAUCGCUCUCUUCCGGUCAGGUCGUCCUCCAAGGCCACGACUUCUUCGCCCCUCAAUCCGCGCAAAACACGGACGCCUCCCUCUUCGUCCUCCGCAUGGUCCUGCACGACUGGCCCGCCUCCAAAGCCACCGCCAUCCUCCGGCACCUCCGCGCCGCGUCAACACCGCACCGCACCAAGCUGCUCGUGGUGGAGAACAUGCCCCGGUACGCGUGCAGGGGUUCCACCGCGGGCACCGGCGAAGACGGGGAAGAUCAAGGCGCCGCCGUACCGGAGCCCCUGUUGGGCAACGGCGGGUACGCGGCGGCGAUGGCGUACUUGAUGGACCUCCAGAUGAUGCUCAUAGACGGACACGAACGCACCAUCGGCGAUUUCCGGCGGAUCACCGCCGACUCGGGGUGGAAGAUCGUCCGCGUCUACAGUCCGUCAGGUCAGUCAGUAAAUCUGUCGCGAACUACAGCGCGCUUAAACUCACCGCACGACACAACGCAGGUUCGAACUUCAAGCACAUACUUGCGGAGGCGAUUUGAUCGACUGCAUUCACUUACGAGUAUUAGUAACAACAUCCCGAAUGUACAAUUGUAG